UCUAUCCAGAGCCAAACCCUCGAAUAUAAAUACUAAUUUCCGCAGCCCAUAGCAAACCCUCUAGCUCUUGCGGACUCUUUUCCUCCUCUCGUCCUCCCUCUCUCCUCCGUCUGUUUCUCCUCCUCUGCAAUCAUGCUUGUAUAUCAGGAUCUCCUCACAGGUGACGAGCUUUUGUCGGAUUCAUUUCCCUAUAAAGAAAUUGAGAAUGGAGUUCUAUGGGAAGUUGAGGGGAAAUGGGUAGUUCAAGGAGCCGUCGAUGUAGACAUUGGUGCUAACCCUUCUGCUGAAGGUGGUGAGGAUGAUGAGUGUGUUGAUGAUCAGUCUGUCAAAGUUGUCGACAUUGUCGACACUUUCCGCCUUCAGGAGCAACCUUCUUUUGAUAAGAAGCAGUUUGUUACAUACAUGAAGAGGUAUAUCAAGCUGUUGACUCCUAAGCUGGAGGGAGAGCAACAGGAACAAUUUAAGAAGAACAUUGAGGGAGCAACAAAGUUUCUACUUUCGAAGCUCAAGGACCUUCAAUUUUUCGUCGGUGAGAGCAUGCAUGAUGACGGGAGCCUGGUGUUUGCAUAUUACAAGGAGGGUGCCACUGAUCCCACGUUUUUAUACUUCGGCCACGGGUUAAGGGAGGUCAAGUGCUAGAAAGAAUGAGAUCCUGCGGAGCGUUAUAAAAAAAUGCCCAGGUGUUGUAGUUUAGUUUAUUUUAUCGUGUUUAGUUGCCGUGCCUUGGACCAAAAUCCGCAAGGGAUUAGACUUUAAGAAUGCAUUUCUUUUUUUUUUUCUUGUUUUUUUUUUAAAAAUUUUUAAUUUUAAUUUUUAUGUGGAUGCUUACACUCCUUUCAAAUAAGGACUCUGGGUUUUCAGUUUGAAUUUUGUUUUUGUUUUCUUAUAACUAUCAUUUUGAGAAUGUCGUAGUGGGAUUGGACAAUAAACCAUGUUACCCGAUCA
Messenger RNA from Magnolia sinica, 945 nucleotides. Its product is annotated as translationally-controlled tumor protein homolog. Gene Ontology annotation, cellular component: cytoplasm. The record is from RefSeq and is a predicted model, not a curated record. The transcript is spliced from 5 exons. NCBI's taxonomy places the organism in Eukaryota, Viridiplantae, Streptophyta, Magnoliopsida, Magnoliales, Magnoliaceae. Gene Ontology annotation, molecular function: calcium ion binding. Bases 133 to 639 code for a protein of 168 amino acids.